UUGAACAUGCAUGAAUUUGCGCCAAAAAAUAAUGCGCAUGUGCUGAAAAGUGCGCGGUACUUUCAUUUCGUCUCUGCUUAGUCCACGUGUAAGUUACCGUCGUUUUCUGGCCUUAAAUCUUCUCAUCAAGUAGCAGUGAAUUUGUAAAUUGAGCCUCAGCCAGCCUGAGACACAGUGUUAUUCAAAUAGGUGAUUCUCAUCCUGUGUGCUGAGGGACAUCAUCAGUAAUAUGGCCAAUUGCGAUUCUGAUCCUGUGGCAGGUUUCCAGAAUGCACAGGUUGAACUCCAGUCAGCAAAGAAGAAGUAUGAAACGUACAAGGAAACUUUGAGAAAGAUUCCUGAAGAUGGAGUACUUCUCGGCGAGAUCAUAAAUGUCGAAUUGAGCAGCAGUCGGAGUAUGCUGAACCUCGUGGACAGUCUUGAGAGAAUGGCCAAGCCGAGGGCCUUCUGCUGUGGGGGCUGGGUUGAGCUGAUGCAAAAGGAUGCUGGUGCUAGACUCCAGAUGCAUGCAGAUAAGCAAAAUGAGUUUGGAUGGCCGAUCACCCAACUUCCUGUGGAAGAGCUUCUUGAGUACUGCACUCCAGCUCCUUACGGAGAUCUUGAGAAGCAGGAGACUGUGUACAAUCCCAAUGUGCGUCUGGCAUCCGAGUGCCAAGCCAGUAAAUUCAAGUUUGCCAGGAAACCUGAUCCUAAGCCCAAGUCCAGAAGAAGAAAGAAGAUGGAAGCCCAUCCUCCGCAGGUUCUGCUCGACUACAAACUAAACUUUCUUCCAAUUAUCAGGAGAAAGGUUAGCUCUACUCUCGCAAAUGAGAAGGAUGUCACUCUACAGUGCUACAAGCUGAAUGUCUAUGGCAUUGGGGGUUUCUUCAGUGCUCACGUUGACACUCCUGUUGAUGCAGCUCGUAUGAUCGGGACGGUGGUUGUGUGCUUACCUUGCCCACACACCGGAGGAGAGCUAAUUGUCAAGCACAAAGGAGUCAAGGAAGAGUUUCUCUUUGCCAACCUGUCUGCUGAUCAGGGAAAGAUUCAGUGGGCUGCCUUCUACUCUGACUGCGUGCAUGAAAUCCUGCCGGUAAAGUCAGGACAUCGCAUCACUGUCACCUACAACAUUUUCCGAAAGAAACCCAGUUGGUCUGACAGUGGGUUUGGAUCUUGUAAAAAUCAUAGCUUCUUCUCGGGCCCAAAGAUCGCAGCCGAUCAGAAUGCAACCUUGGACAACAUCGUCUCGGAUGUCCUCAAAAUUGCCCAGAAGAAAAAUCUGGAGCAAUUGGGCAUAUUCCUGCGGCACAAGUACACCAUGUCGGCACUGGCCAAGGGGAACCUCAAGGGCUUGGACCAGGUCCUGAGUGAUGGUCUGGCCUCCAGAGGCUUGACCUGUCACCACCUGACUGUCCUCGUCCAUGAGAAAGAUGAAAUGCCCGACGAGUUAGGCGAGACGUACCUGGAUGAAGACGACAGGAGAAAGGUAUUCGCCUUCAGCCGAGAGGACAUGCUGUACGUGAACAAGCAGGGACCCAAACCUCAGCACGCUGGGUGGAAAGACGUGGAGUUCAUCAAAGACUGGAGCAAGGGCAAGGUCCUGGUAGACAGGAAGGAAAUAGAACCGCGCAACUGUGGAAACUACACCGAGCCAGGAGAAGUGGAUCAGCUCUACUUCCAGUCUACCGUCAUCAUUGACAUCCCUGAGAGAUCUGAUGAGCAGCCACCUGAAGAUGAUGGUGAUGAUAUUCGACAGGAAGACGAUGAGGAAGACGAUGGAGACAGCUCAAAUGGGAGAAAAAGAGCCAGGAUCAUUGCGGUUUUCCCAGGUUCUGACUCUGAGUAACCUAAAAUAGUACCUCAUCUUGAGGCUUCUGUGCAGUGAUUCGUUUGAAACACUUGCUACAUCUGCCUGCCACUGUGCCGAAUAUUAUAUCAUUUGCACAUAUGUACAAAUACCAUCUUGAAAAAUGUGAUUCUUGCUAACCCUAACCCCUUGCACUUCCUCAGGACUACCCUGCUAAAUCCAACAGAGCCCAAGCAGAGUUUCAAGUUCAAUUCACUGUGACUUAUUUUUAGUUGCCUGCUGAAUCCAACAUUUUGCAUCAGGAAUGUGCACAAGGGGUUAACUGCUCAAUCCAAUAGGCUCCAUCGGGUAUAUGAUAUAGUUGGAUCCUGUUGGAUUCAGCAGGGUUAAUCAGAAAAGAGGCAACUGAUCAGUAGACCAUUCUUUGGUAUUGUGGGAUAAAAAGGGAACCUUUUUUUUAAACAUGAGGGAAAGAAGUAAUAUUUUAACCAAACUACCCUUCUCAAAACUACUCUUGUGCUUUGCAAGUGAUUUGGGUGAAUGCAGGACUGAAUGUGUAGAUUGCUGUCUUUGUCACCUAAAAGAGACCUAAAUUUUGUUUGAAGCAGUAUAUGCGAGUCAUUACCAACUCUUGUAUUUUUGCCAGAUUUAAGGAAAAAAUCCUCGAAAGAGUGCCAUGAAAGUUAUGGUCGAGAGAGACAAGCUUUUGACCAAUUCGCCGAAAGAAUUGUGUUCAUACAUAAAUUUCAUUUGAUUCCGUCAAGCUAAAGUUUGUAAGAAGCCAACAUCUAAUUUGGAUUUAAUCUCGGUACAAUUUUUUGACAAUGAUAUAGAUGUUUAACCAUUGUUAUCAAAGAAACCGUUGUUUUCUUUUUGCAAAAUCCUUUGAAAAGAUAAAUGCAACGUAAAACUUUUUUUUUUUUUCAGUGAUGUAUCAGUGUUAGUAAAAAUUGAGAUGACUUUAAGGAAGGCCAGAAUAUGAACUUUUAAAAUUGAGAAAAUCUUCCACAAAGAAUUUUAACUUGUUGCACUGUUCCUUAAAAUAAACAUUUAUGUCUUUUCUACACUAAAUAAUAUGUUAAUAAAUGCAUGCCUGUUACGUUUUAUGUUACUCUCCGUGAAAGUUGCUAGACUAAUUGAUUUGUAUGAGAUUUAGAGGAAUUGGUCAGUAGGCCCAGCAGAGGAAGGGGCCUAUAAAAAGGGCUUGAUAAUAUGAGUUUUAUAGAAAACAGUUAAAGUGGUGCUUCCAUAUUCCAUAUUUACAAAUGAGCACCUGCUAAAUGUUUGAAUAUCUUGCUUUUACUUGCCAAAAUAUGUUUAUUUCAGUCAUGUUGAUUUUUUUCCAGAAAUUUCAGAUUCCUUUUUU
Molecule: messenger RNA, 3152 nt
Organism: Patiria miniata (bat star)
Lineage: Eukaryota; Metazoa; Echinodermata; Asteroidea; Valvatida; Asterinidae
Exons: 2
Coding region: 230-1825 (531 amino acids)
Source: RefSeq, a predicted model, not a curated record